AACAAUCGAAUAAAUGACAUAGAAAUAUUUAACAUCAUUAAAGAAUUGGGAUCAGGUGGUUUUGGUAGCGUGUUUGAAGUGAGACACAAAUACACUGAUCAAAGAUUUGCGAUUAAAAAAUGUCAAUUAUAUGAUUUAUCAGAAAAAAAGAAACAAAAUAUUUUGACUGAAACAGAAAAAUUACUAAAAUUGCGCUCACAUUAUGUCAUUCAAUACUACUAUUCAUGGAUUCAAAACAAUUGCUUAUGUUUUCUGAUGGAAUGUUUGGUCGGAAAUUUAGAACAAGUUUUGAAAACAAAGAGUAAAUUAUUUGGGAAAAUAAUGACUGAAUUUGAAUAUUAUAUAUCAUAUGAAAUAUUCAAACAAUUGGUCGAAAGUGUGGAGUAUUUGCAUAAAAAUAAUAUCAUUCACAGAGACCUCAAACCCGAUAAUGUGUUGAUUGAUAACACAUAUUCCCGUUAUAUAACUUUAUGUGACUUCGGUUUGUCUAAAGAAGUGAAAGUAUUAAGUGAUCGAUACAAACAAAGUAAUGUUAAAAAUACAGAUAUUUCUGAUAGAAAUAUCAGUUAUAUGGCACCCGAAGCCCAGUCGGGCACCGAUUAUAACCAUUUAAUAGAUGUCUAUAGUCUGGCACUCAUUGGAGCGAAAAUAUUUGGUUUCGAUUCCGACGAUAUCAGAGACGGAAUAUUAAAUAACGAAUGCAACUUCUCAAUAAGAAACGGCCAGAUGCACGACAAAAGUGUUCCCUAUAGAGAGGGUUCCUCCAAGGGAGGUUCUGUUAUA
Medioppia subpectinata is the source of this 783-nucleotide messenger RNA. The record is from the annotation of a GenBank genome assembly. Lineage: Eukaryota; Metazoa; Arthropoda; Arachnida; Sarcoptiformes; Oppiidae.